CCUGCCUUGGUGCCAUCCGAUUCUUCCUCCCUUCUCUCUUAUCCCCAUCUCCCUUUUCCCUUUCCUUCUUCCUCCUCCGAUCGAUCUUUCUUCAACUGGGUUUUCGACCCUGUUCUUGAAUUUUUCCGAUUCUUAUUGGGUUUCCCUCGAUUUGUCUCCAUGUUGAGUGUAUUCUCUUAAAGGUUUUGUCUUUUGGUUUUGAUCGUGUUGGUGUUCCUUUGUGUUCUCUGAUCUCCGUUGGGCUGUUCUAGUUUUUUUUGGUGGGUACAGUUCUGUUACUAUGAGGAGAGGAAGAGGAGCAACCACUGCUGCAGCCGUUGCUGCAGUCGGGAAUACCAAACCGGGAGUUGAACCUAAUGGAUCUGUGAAGGAGCCGAGAUACAGAGGCGUCCGGAAGAGACCGUGGGGGAGAUUCGCGGCCGAGAUCAGAGACCCUUUUAAAAAGACGAGGGUGUGGUUAGGUACCUUCGAUUCCGCGGAGGAUGCGGCCCAGGCUUACGACGCCGCCGCCCGCAGUCUCCGUGGACCCAAGGCGAAAACUAAUUUCCCUCCUAAUUCUACACACUUCACAUCUUUCCCUUAUGAAAACCCCAAUGAACAGUUCAUGGACCACCGGCUGUACCCUCUCAACGAAUUCCAAGAUCACGAAGUGAAUCCGCAGAGACCCACCAGCAGUAGCAUGAGUAGCACAGUUGAGUCGUUCAGUGGUCCCAGGCCUCCACAGAAAUCGACGAAUAUUGCUGGGGUUUCCCGGAGAUACCCUCGGACUCCACCGGUGGUGCCGGAGGAUUGCCACAGCGACUGCGAUUCAUCAUCGUCCGUGGUAGAUGAUGGAGAUAUUGCCUCCUCUUCACGCCGGAAGCCGCUGCCUUUUGAUCUCAAUCUUCCGCCUUUGGACGAUGUUGAUAUCACGGCGGAUGACCUCCAGUGCACUGCUUUGUGCCUCUGAUGAUGGUGCAACAGAUAAACUUCCUGAUGAUCAAUGAUUCAACCCUUUUUUUUAUAUUAUUACGCGAAAAAAAUGGAAAAAAAAUUGAGAUGAGAUUAAGAAUCUAAGAUUAAGAUGAAAUGAUCUUAAUUUCAUGAGUAUGAAAUAUGAUCCUUUGAUUUUUAAUUAUCUGUUGGAUUAGGGUUUAUGAUGUUAUGAGAUUUGGCUUCUCUCUCUUUUAACUACUUGUUAGUUCUCUUGUAUAAAAAAAUUAUCUAAUU
This is a messenger RNA of Rubroshorea leprosula, 1209 nucleotides long. The record is from the annotation of a GenBank genome assembly. Lineage: Eukaryota; Viridiplantae; Streptophyta; Magnoliopsida; Malvales; Dipterocarpaceae.